AUGAUUAAUACUAUCACUUUUGGUUUAUUGUUACUCAACUUUUUCAAAGUAUUGACAAUUGAAUUUGAAAUAUCAAUUUCUUAAGGUUCCUUAUAUUCACAAAAAAGAAUUGUGAAUACUAUUUCUGCAAAUACGACUUUUAUUGUUAAUUGUUAUCAACAAUUUGCCUAAUAUUGUACCAUUGAAUUAAAUUAAACAUCAAACAAACCAGCUGAAAUAGCUUUACUUUAUUUAGAAGGACAAGCACCAUUUUUAGAUAAUAACAAUGAUUUUAUAUAUGAUGGAAUGGACUAUGACAGGUAUUGCUAAUCAGAACAAUUUUCAUAGUUAUGUAUAAAAAAAGAGAAACCAUUUUAUCUAGAUACCAAGUUCAAAGGGUAAAAUGUAUUUUACUGUAUUGACAAACAUUCCAGUUUCCUUUGACAUUUAUUUGAGAGGAUCAUAAACAAUGUUAUGUCAGAAUAAUUGCAAAGGAAAUGGAAUAUGUAUAGAGGGAGAAUGUAAAUGUGAUUCUGGAUUCAUUUCUAGAGACUGCUCAUUGAGAGCAUUAUAAUUGGAAUAAGAGAAAACAAUAUCUGUGAAUGGAUCUCAUGAUCCUAACUUUUAUUGUUAUUAUGAAUAUAAGGGAUCUUAAGAUUUAUAGUUAGAAAUUUCUGUAAUUUAAAUGAUAUAUUGUAGAUUAAAGAUGAGAAUGAAGCUCAAGUUUAUUUACUUAUACCUGAUUUAGUAUAUUUACCAACAGUUGAUUUCUAUAAUGAUGCAGCUAGAAUUACAAAAAAAACUCCAUUUAAAAGAUAGAUAGAAUAGAGAAAAUCAAAAAUCAAGAAUGAUUAAGAUAAAUAUAUUCCAGAUAAAUUGAUUAUAUUACUUUAAGGUGUUUAAUUUAAAAUUAGAUUGGAGUAGAUUAAUGGUGUAAAUAAGGAAGAAUAAAUGAAAUUAAUUAUAAUUGUUGUUUGUAGUAUAGCAGGUUCUAUUUUACUGUGUUUUUGUAUAUUUUUAAUUAGAAGAAUAAGAUAAAAAAGAUCAAUGGAAAAAUUAACACCUGAAGAUUAUGAAAUGAGAGAGAAAUAAUUUACAUAUGGAGGAUGUUUGAAUAAAAAAGAAGAUGAUUAAUUUGGUACAAUAGAUAAUUAAUUAUAAUCUAAUAAUCUAUAAGAUAAUUGUGCAAUUUGUUUGGAUCCUUUGUCCAAUAAAUAACCAAUUUUAUAAACUAUAUGCAAGUAUAUUUAUGAAUUAUAUUUAUAGACACAUAUAUCAUGUUAAAUGUAUUGAAAAAUGGCUUGAGAAGAAUCAAUUUUGUCCUUUCUGUAGAUUUGAUUUAAAAAUUGAGAAUUUGAAAUAAUAAAGAUAGUAAAUUAUUAAAGUACCAAUAACAAAUCAAGUCAGAAUAGUUAGAAGAAAUAAUUGA
Molecule: messenger RNA, 1408 nt
Organism: Paramecium pentaurelia
Lineage: Eukaryota; Ciliophora; Oligohymenophorea; Peniculida; Parameciidae
Source: the annotation of a GenBank genome assembly